UUAAAUACAAAUUUCGUUAUAAUAUACGUUCCUACCAGGAAUCGAACCCAAUACUAACUCAAGACAUCAAUUUUAAUUAUAAAUUUUGCGUUAAUAGCUUUAAAAUUACGGUUUUCAAUAAGGUAAUCUUAAUAAUAUACCACCCACGCACCGGUAUCGAUUUCUUAUAUGCGGGCUUACUAGUAAGGUGUUAAAAUAUGUGUAUUAACUAUUUCUAUAGCACAGGCCUAUAAUGAAAUUUUGUAAAAGUCUAAGAUAGUAUACAACCACCUGUGUUUAUCCAUCGAUUGGUCAGAGUGUGGCUUACCGGCCGAUCAUUAACCCAGUUGGGAUUCACGUCGCGAGCCGAGGGCACGCCAGCGGCGCUCGCCGGCAAUUCACCAUGCAACUGCCUGAAAUACCCCCGCCUCCCCUCGCACCUCUGUGGGACCGAAUAUUGCGAGCCCGCGCUCUACCGCCGGAUCUCGACGUCCAACUCCUUUACAUCGCCAUCAAGGAUCGACUCACUCACCCGGAAUGGGAAGUAAGGCUUCACGCAUUAAGAGUGCUCGCUGAUCUUCUACCUCUCUCAGGCAAUGCACUUUCAUUCCCUUUCGACCAAGUUAUAGACAAUCUGGGACAUACGUCGCCGAACGUUAGAAAAGCUGCAUUGGAUGCGCUUAGGGUUUUUUGCACCCACUGCGAAGAACCAGAAUGUGCGGCACGUGCAAUACUAGAUAAGUGUUCCUAUAACAAUAUUCGACCUCAAUCCGCAGAUUUAAGUUUUAAAAUAAACGUUGUGACUGGUUUAGUUUUAUCUAUUCCAACACUUUUUGGAAUUUUAAAACGAAGACAUAGAGACCUCGACAUAUUUCCGGUAAUUGAAAAUUUGGGUGAGAAAUUGUUCGAUUCUGUGCAUAAGGACGCUGCUUUACGAUCUUUAAUGAAACUGCGUCGCGUGUGUGGACCACGUGACUACGCCCUGUGCUUUUCAAGGCUGGACCCAAGAGUUCAAGAUAAAUUUCGCUACUUGUGUGAAAUGUACGACGAAGACUCAAUGGACGUCUAUUACGGACCAAGGCGGUCUCGUAACCAAAAUGUGAUACAUAUUAAUAGAAUUUUAAAUAAUCCAGCAACAAUACCCAUCCAUUUCUCUACUGAUUCUUCAUCAGACGAAUCAUAUAGAGUACCGUUGCACAAUAAUAAUUACGCUAAAGUGAUAAUAGAGACAGAAAUUAAAUUCGAUUCGGACACAGCAAUUACAAUGACAGUCUUAGAACAAAAUGAAACCGAAUCUGACAAAAAUGCUGCAAGUGAUGAUGAAUGUUCUAGUGAAGAUCGUUUGUUCUUAAAGUACAGUGAGGAGGAAUCUGAAGAAGAUGCAGAUGUUAUAGUGAAAAAAGUGCGUUUCGGUGGAGAAAGUGUAAAAAUACGGACGCCGGACAGUGAUAAUUUGUUAAAUAGUGAGGAUGAUUCAAACCAAAAUAAUUCUCGAAGUAUAUUAGAAAAACUAAAUGAGGAAGUAAGUUUACCAGAUAGACCAUCCAUAUUAGAUAAGGCAAAGGAAAUAAAACGAGCUGUUGAAAAAGAAACUCUUGCACCUCAUAAAAAAAGUGGAAUACCGCUACCAGUAAUCCAAAAACAAAGAAAAAGUUUGGCUAAUGUGAGCAGAAAUGAUAAUAGAAUAAAAUCAAAGUCUUUGAGUGAGCUGUAUGAUUACUUUAACGGUAAUAAAAAGAAAACAUUAGAAACGAAAUCGAAAGAAAGAACAGGUUUUGCCCUCACCCUUUCUGAAGUGAAAUCUCCUGAGACGGUUUCCAGUCCUGUGGAAUCACAUCGAGAAGUUGAGGUAUUACAUAACUUACAACGGAGUCCCACCGUGUCCCCGAGAAGACCACAAACACGCGUCACCGUUGAUACUGAUAGAUUCGUACUGGAUUUGAUCGCAUCUUCUCCUCCAGAAUCACUGCUUAUCUCUCCUCGGCCAUCAUCCCCCUUACAAUUACACUAUGAUUGGGAGGCCUUAGGUGUAGUACCAAAAUACAUUUCAGAGCAGUUGCAUAAUACGGAAAACUGGAUAUCAGCUGUAAAGGCAGCGGAUCAGCUCCACGGCGCAUUAUUGGAAUCAGAUAACGUCGCUUUGCUGGAGACCGCUGCCCUAUCUCUUGUGCAACACAUGUGGGCCCUUAGUGAUGCGAUACCAGCAACAAGAGCACCAGCAGAGGGAGUUGUGUGCUCAAUGGUUCGUAAUGCAAACGCAGAUUGCAUAAGGCAGCUGUUGCCAGACCUGUUGCGCAGACUUUCAAGGGAACCAGCACCCACUGCCUUACCCCAUGCACUAUUGCUGAGGAUUGCAUUACAUCAUUUGGUUGAAUUAGUUUUCGACCAAAAUAUCAUCACGGAGACAGAUUUAAAUAAGCUAGAAGCCGCCCGCCUUCAAGCCACCAUGUGCCUGGCUAAGGCGGCGGGACCAGCUGCUGUUUUAGCUGCUGUUAGGCGUUGUUUAGGUGUCUCAUCCGAUGCUGACAUGUUUUGUUACAAAUUACGUGACAAAAUCAACAAACCGCUGGAAAACAUGCCAAUCCAUGUUUCGAGGACGUCUCAGCUACCUGUACCGACCCGUCGUCGUCGAGCAAUGUCUACUCCAGCCCCAGCUCCUAGGCCUAGAAGACUGAAACCCUUACCAGACUCUGCACCAUCGCUGGGUAUCUCUUCUCCUGGAAGAAGAUUAGAAGUUAGACCAAUAAAUACACAACAAGAUACAAGCGCUAGUACAAAUUCACCGGAAACGAUAAUAACACCAGUAAAAGAAAAGGACAAAACCGACGACACUUCGACUUUAGAGAAAAUUGAAAAUGAACCAGAAAUAACAUCACAAGCUCCCAGCACACCAUCAAUACAUGUCGAGGAUUUUUCUGAAAAGAGUCAGUCGUCGCUAACUCUAAACGCGUCAAAUAUAUCUGAACAAAAAGAAAAUGAGUUGCAUCAGUCAGAUGAAGCUAUUUCGCAAAAAUCUGAAUCAAUAUCUAACAAAUCAGAAUCAGUGGACCAAAUUGAUUGUCGGCCCAAAAGUGAAAAGUCUAUCUUCGAGCGCCGAAAAAGCGGCGUUUCCACAUCAUCGAUACGAAGCAUAUCUCUCGAGGAGGUCCCGCAGAGACAUGAACGGGAUGUUCGCACUGCACUGGCCGAGACAAUAAUACCAGCUCGGCAUGAAGAUUGGGAAGCUAUAGUUAGCGCACUAACUGAAAUCGAAAGGCUCGCGAAGGAUGAAACGGCUCGGGCCCCGGCAGCAAGCUGGAGAUCUGUUGUCCGAACGGCUUCCACUCAUGUAAGAUCAUUACGAUCAAGAGUAGCUCGUGCUGCGUGUUCCACUUUAGGAACUUUGUUUGAGCUACGAGGAAAAAUCUUAGAGUCAGAUGUCGAAGAAGCCGCUGGGGCGUUAUUAGAAAGAUGUGCGGAUGCCAAUAGAUUUUUACGUGCAGAAGCCGCAAAUGCACUUGGACGAGUAGCGUGUAGCGUAGGCUGUGCAAGGGCUGGGGUGGCUUUAGCCAGAAAAGGAGCUACACAUCGCGCGGGACCAGUAAGAGCCGCUGCAGCACAAGCUUUAACACGUUUAACAAGGCAUACAGGACCAUCGAAAAUUCUAGAACUUCCAUCUGAGCCACGUACCGUCAUCCUGAGAGCUGCUGGUGAUCUCCUUGGUGAUGCUCACCCUGAAACCAGGCUUCACGCCCGACAUCUAUGUAUUUUAUUGUCAGAAGACCCGCGUUUCCAUCAAAUGCUCAAAGACUCGAUGACACUUAGCCGGUAUCGUGCAAUUGAAAAAUAUGUGGAAAAAUUACGAUGUCGAUAGACACACGAAAUAAGGUAGUUUAUACUAACCUACCAAAUCCCACUGCCGUUCAUUACUGUUGUUUAGAACUUAGAUUUUUUUAACUCUAUACAACUUUAAUUUUUUGAAUAAAAUAUUUUGAAAAGAAACUUAAUGUACUUAUAAUAAAUGUAAAUAAAAAUUCAAUGUUUAGAUAAUAAACUUUACCUAAAUAAUAUAUGUAAUUGACUAUUUAUUUUUAUAUCUUUAUUAUUCUAUUUAAUGACUAGAUAGUAGAUCGUAUCCAGUAGGCACCGAAACGUUUGUGCUUCGAAUUCAGGGUCAAAUUUAGCUGGAAACCUAGAGCGCUGCACUAGGCACUUUUGUAUUAUGUACCUAUAAAUUUUACCAAUCAUUUACCAAUCGUAAACCACUAGAUUUUUAGUAAAGCAAACCACCCUAACUUUUGACAAUGUAAAAAAGACAGUAAGUAUGUCAUUCGCAUUUUAAAAAAUUAAAUUUUUAAAUACCAGAUUUUACCUUUUCUAUUAAAAUUUCUGAGAUGUAAUCAUAACAUUUAAAAAAAAACCUACAAAUGGCUUAUCGGCCAGAAUUGUCGACAGCAUCGCUUAUAAAAUUAACGUCUUUUUUAUGCU
Molecule: messenger RNA, 4446 nt
Organism: Pieris napi
Lineage: Eukaryota; Metazoa; Arthropoda; Insecta; Lepidoptera; Pieridae
Product: TOG array regulator of axonemal microtubules protein 2
Exons: 9
Coding region: 383-3832 (1149 amino acids)
Biological process (GO): microtubule cytoskeleton organization
Cellular component (GO): cytoplasmic microtubule; cilium
Molecular function (GO): microtubule binding
Source: RefSeq, a predicted model, not a curated record